Molecule: messenger RNA, 1887 nt
Organism: Knipowitschia caucasica
Lineage: Eukaryota; Metazoa; Chordata; Actinopteri; Gobiiformes; Gobiidae
Source: the annotation of a GenBank genome assembly
AUGGAGGACUACCAUAAACCCGACCAGCACACCAUCCAGGUGCUCAGGAACAUCGCCAACCGCCUACGCAUCAACUGCAUCAAGGCGACGACCGCAGCGGGCAAUGGUCACCCCACGUCGUGCUGCAGUGUGGCCGAGAUCAUGUCUGUGCUGUUCUUCCACAACAUGAGAUACCGCCCUGAAGACCCUCGCCACUACAACAAUGACCGCUUCCUCCUGUCCAAGGGCCAUGCUGCUCCGGCCCUGUACUCCAUGUGGGUGGAGACAGGCUUCAUCAAAGAGACUGAGAUGUUCAGCUUGUGCCAUGCCGACUCCUCUCACGAGAGCCACGCUAUGCAUAAACAGCAUUUUGUGGAAGUAUCUCAUGGCUUCUUGGGUCAAGGCCUUGGUGUUGCAUGUGGAAUGGCCUACACCGGAAAGUACUUUGACAAAUCCAGCUACCGCGUGUUCUGCCUGAUGGGAGAUGGGGAGAUGUCCGAGGGCUCCGUGUGGGAGGCCAUGUCCUUCGCCUCCCACUACCAACUCGACAACCUAGUGGCCAUCUUAGACAUCAACCGCCUCGGACAGAGCGACACCACCCCGCUGCAGCAUCAUGUGGACAAAUACUACAAGCGAUUUGAAGCUUUUGGGUGGCAUGCUAUCAUAGUUGAUGGACACAGCGUGGAAGAGCUGUGUAAAGCUCUGAGUCAACCCCGCCAUCAGCCAACUGCUAUUAUUGCCAAAACUAUCAAGGGAAAAGGCAUUCCAGCUGCUGAGGAUAAGCAGGGAUGGCAUGCCAAGCCCUUGCCCAAAGACAUGGCAGAGAUGGUGGUGAAAGAUUUGCAAAGUCGCAUCACCAACACCACUAAGCACCUGUAUCCAUCUGCCCCCAUCGAGGACUCUCCACCCGUCAGCCUGAGGAACAUCCGGAUGCCAAGUGCACCCAGCUACAAGGCCGGAGAAAAGAUCUCCACCCGAAAAGCCUACGGGAUGGCUCUGGCAAAGUUGGGCCGCUACUAUGAGCGUGUGGUGGCUCUGGAUGGAGACACCAAUAACCUCAGUUACUCUGAGAUCUUCAAGAAUGAACAUCCAAACCGUUUUGUUGAGUGCUACGUGGCCCAACAAAACAUGGUCAGUGUUGCAGUGGGCUGUGCGGCUCGUGACCGAAACUUGGUCUUUUCCAGCACCCUGGCCUCCUUCUUCACCCGCGCUCAUGACCAGCUGCGAAUGGCCGCCAUGUGUGAGAGCAACAUCAAACUGUGCGGCUCCCACGGCGGCCUCUCCAGUGGUGAGGAAGGACCAUCUCUCAUGGGUCUAGAAGAUUUUGCGAUGUUCAGGGCUCUUCCAUCUUCUACUCUCUUCUAUCCGAGCGACGGUGUGACCGCAGAGAAGGCUAUGGACCUUGCUGCCUCAACAAAAGGUUUGUGCUAUAUCCGAACCAGCCGUCAGGACUGCCCAAUUCUCUACAACAGUAACGAGGAUUUCCAUGUCGGACAAGCAAAGGUUGUGUACCAGAGCAAAGAUGACCAGGUGACAGUGGUCGCUGCUGGAAUGAUGAUCCAUGAGGCUUUAGCUGCAGCUGAGCAUCUGAAAAAAGAGAGGAUUUCCAUAAGGAUUAUUGACCCAUUCACCAUCAAACCACUGGAUUAUAAAACCAUCAUUGAUCACGGCCGUACCACAAGAGGCCGAGUGCUGACGGUGGAGGACCACUAUUACGAAGGUGGCCUUGGCGAGGCCUUGAGCUCUAUGAUGGUGAAUGAGCAGGGCUUUAACCUGCAUUGCCUGGCUGUGUCUCAAGUUCCACGCAGCGGAAAACCUCAAGAGCUUCUCAAAAUCUGCGGCAUCGACCGUGACGCCAUUGUCCAGGCCGUCCGCAAACUCAUGAGCAGCUCCACCAAUGCAAAGUAG